AUGCUUCCUGGCGUAGCCCACGCCAUCCCAUCCGCCGCCCAAGCUCUCCAUACAGCCAUCCCCAAUUUGCCCCCGAACAACACCAUCUACAUCAACAAUCUGAAUGAAAAAAUCAAGCUUGAUGAUCUAAAGAAGUCAUUGUAUGCUGUUUUUGUCCAGUUUGGUCAGAUCCUGGACAUAAUUACAGGUAUGUUCUCUGCAUUAAGACUGCUACGACAGUCGACUUCAACCCGACCCUGCUACCGUUUUCUUUUCGCCUUAUGCCUGACUGCGCUUUACUUCGACAACCGCCGUUUCAUUUUUCCGAAGUUGUUUUUUUAUUUAGACUUAAAAGUUCGCUAAAAGCAAACCGGCACUGCAGACUUGCAGUACGCAGUAUCCCAAAUGGGUUUGGAAACACAAAGGGAGCUUGAGAGCAAAUUCCUCCAAAACGAGGAUGGUUUUUUUCAAUUUCUCGGUCGUAGAUGCUGGCUAUGCAACUGUAAGCGAUGGAACUGGGCCUGGUGGGUUAUCUUCUGUCGAACUCCACCAAAAGACCAUUUACAUGCGUAUAUGCUGUUUCCUCUAUCUUUAUGUCAUCGACGUGGAUCUAGUACGAAGACUGAGCUAGUCAGACUGAAAUGUCCAUCCAGCCCUCCUUCGCCUUUGUAGGUGCUCUACCGCGUUUCACCGACCAGAGUAAGAAGUUGUCCAUUAUGUCAUCUCGUCCGAGCUGCACCCUGGCUGGCAGUAAAUUCGAGGUGUCUAGCAAAGGACAUGGGCAAACACAGUGAUAGCUGAAUCCUGCCGCACCUCUAAUUCUCCUAUAGACCGCAGGAAUGGCGUGUCAGCUGUCUAGGCUUCGCUCGGGAAUCUGACCGUCAACUGCAGUGCCGUGGUAAAGCUGCAGCGUGGAACAAGCCGCGUCAGUAAUGAUGAACAACCUGACAGUAACCUGUUGGUAGGUUCUGGGGAUUGCGUGCCGGGUGAGUCAAUUCCCGGCGGGGCGGAUAAGGGUGGAACAGUGCAAAAUGUGGAUGAAGAGGCUGGCGCGUCCAAAUUAGACAAACUGCACAUCGUCUAAUCGACAGGACUGGUGAGAGAACGUAACACCACAGGCCUGACCGAAGUGAGCACACGGGAUGUUUCCGAAUUUAGCCAAUGCAGUGAGUCCGUGACAACCCAGAGUAGGUGCCUUAAACAAUCCCACAAUAGCUGACAUAACUCACGAAAUAUCACAUUGUUUCAGGUUACAAGGGAUUGCUUAGGUCGUUUGUCAAAUAUUGAUCAAUAACUCCUCUAUGCUAUUAGGGAGAUGUCAUCUACCGCCCAUAAAAUGUUCAGUAGGUAUGGACCACUUUGUUUAUUCCAAAAGCAGUUUUAGUGAUUUAUAAAAAGAAAAAAUCAAAAAAUGCUCAUCCGUCAAGAGGGCCUAACUUGUUACAAAAGGAGUUUAAGAGAUGUUUUUAUGCACUCUGUGCAAAUUGUGGUCAACUUUUUAAAGGCAGCCAAAAUCAACGGUGAAAUGUACGCUGCCCAGGUAGCCAUUUUAGUUAAUGAUUAGCGAGUUAGGUCACCUAUUGCUAGUAAUAGUAGAAGCGUGUAACACUUCUAGUGCUGCCCUCGAACUAAUCUGAGAGAGCGGUCAAAUGCGACCGAGGUUCUAGCAAGCCACGUCGCAUUCCACAUUGUAACGUUUGGCCAUACUCAUCGCCCGACCGACAAAGGGCAUUAAUACCUUUUGCUCGCGUUCGCGCUGUCCGCUUCUAGAUCGUCUCGGUCACGGAUGCGAAAGCGCGUCUUGCUCAGUUUAGUUGUCAGUUCGCAGACUUCAGUUUAGAGCUGGAUAUCCGUCUUUGAGAUGCGUGGUUGCACUCCGAAGGGUAUAAAAUUUGAAGUAUAUAACGGUUACUUAAUAAAUUUAAGUAGGGACAUCUGAUGAACACGCAUUAUUCACGAAGGGAUAAUGAGUGAGCCUUUGGUAAUACACAUAUGUCGAGGUGGAAGUGCCGUUGCCGUGGGCCGUUUUCGUGUCAGCAAAAAGCGGUUUGGGGCAGGUAGAAGUAAUCCCCUCGCUAAGAUUCGUCACAGAAGGACCCAACUCAUCUGUGGUACUCGGUGAAUAGUGUGUGAUAUGUCAUAUUUCGAUCUAAAUAAUCAACCUUAUCAUCAAAUCUCUGAUGGCCAUAAGAAGCAUAUGUCCAUAAUUUUAUUGUUUACACUACAAGAACGCCUUUCGCCCCCCCCCCUCUCCGUCCCUUUUUGACGUCCGCCCUCAUUUUUUACAUCCCUAUCUUGUCUGCUCCGAACUCAAGGCAAGUCUCUGAAGAUGCGCGGCCAAGCCUUCGUAGUCUUCAAUGAUCUAAACAGUGCUCGCAACGCCCUGGAGGCUAUGCGGGGCUUUCCACUCUACGAGAAACCAAUGCGCAUCCAGUUUGCCCUCAAAAACUCCGAUAUCAUUGCCAAACGCGAGGGCACGUACGUGGAGCGACCUAAGCGCCAAGCACCACCACCGCCACCAACUCAACCCCAACCCGGUGUCCCUAUGGUGACGGACGUGGCUCUGGUUGGCGGAAGCAGCGCGCGUGCUAUUCGUCGCAGACAGCAACGUCUGGCGGCAGCUGCUGCUGCAGCGGCCGCCGCGGCUGCUGCUGGAGGCCAGGAGAACGGUGGGACUGCCGUACCACCUCCGCCACCGGGACCGGGUGCGGGUUCUGCAGCCGCCGCCACCACCGCUGCCCCUCACCCACCUCCCAUCAACCCUGCCAGCAUUCCUGACCAGCCACCCAAUAAGAUCCUCUUCCUUACUAACCUACCUGACGACGCCAACGAGGCCAUGUUGGGCAUGCUGUUCAACCAGUUUGUCGGUUUUCGAGAGGUCCGCAUGGUGCCGGGACGACACGACAUUGCCUUCGUGGAGUUUGUCAACGAGAUGGAGGCGGCUACGGCAAAACAUGGCCUGCAGGGCUUCAACAUCCGUCCUGGCCAUCCACUGCGCAUAACCUUUGCCAAGAAAUGA
This is a messenger RNA of Spirometra erinaceieuropaei, 2998 nucleotides long. Lineage: Eukaryota; Metazoa; Platyhelminthes; Cestoda; Diphyllobothriidea; Diphyllobothriidae. The record is from the annotation of a GenBank genome assembly.